This is a messenger RNA of Rubroshorea leprosula, 1311 nucleotides long. NCBI's taxonomy places the organism in Eukaryota, Viridiplantae, Streptophyta, Magnoliopsida, Malvales, Dipterocarpaceae. The record is from the annotation of a GenBank genome assembly.
AAUGAUCAAAAUGAGUUUGAACAGAAGUGGCAAGUUAUGAUCGAAGAACAUGAUUUAGUGGAGAACCAAUGGUUGAAGGACAUAUUUGAGGAGCGUGAAAUGUGGGCACCACCAUUUCUGACAGAUCAACUUUGGGCUGGGAUGUCUUCAACACAACGAAGUGAAGGUCUAAACAAUUUCUUUGAUGGAUUUGUUCAUGGACAAACAACAUUGAAUACUUUUAUGGAACAAUAUGCACUUGCUCAAAGGAGGAAAAUGGAGAAAGAAGCAGAAGCAGAUUUUCAGUCAUAUAAGUUAGUGGUCCAAUGUGUAACUAAAUUGCAUUACGAGAAACAAUUCCAAGUAGCAUACACGAAGGCAAAGUUCAUCGAAAUUCAAGAAGAAUUGAAAGACAUGUUGGGAAUAUUUUCAGAGGUAGUUGAGGAAGAAGGUCAGUGCAAAAUUUUUCAAUGUGAAGAAGGAAAUGGUGGGAUGGAAAAAGUCACCUUCCACGCUGAGAAAAUUGAAUUCACCUGCACCUGCAGGUGCUUUCAGUUUAGGGGAAUUGUAUGUCGACAGGCAUUUGCUGAGUUACUCCAACAACGAGUAAAAGAAGUCAACUCAAUAUACAUUUUGGACCAUUGGCGUAAGGAUAUAACGCGAAGGUAUAAUUAUGAAAAAUUUGUUUCCAUUGCUUAUGACAAAAGGCCAGAAAUGGAAAGGUAUGACGAACUUCGGCAUGUAUUAUUGCAUAUUGCUGAGAUUGGGUCUGAAAUCCCGAAAAUGGUGACAUAUGUUAAAAAUAAAGCAAUAGAAAUGGUAGAAGUGCUGAGUUCAUGGAAAACAAAUAUAGGACAUCAACAUGGGAAAGAUGCUAUUUUCAAGAGUAGCACAUCAAUGAGGGUGAAGAAGAGAGGGACAAAGGUUCCUAACUAUCCGAGAACAGUUUAUGAUGACCCUAAUAUUACAAAAAAACUCCCCGUGAUGAAUCCAACCUAUAAAAAACGUCGUGGGAGGCCAACUAAGAACCGCAUCAAAACAUUGGUCGAGAAGGUUUUUAUGAGAAAGAAGAGGAAGAAGGGAAAUGAAGCAUUGCAGUCAUCUGCUUCUGGUGAACAAGUUGCACAUAAUAAGGAAUCUAAUUUAAAAUUGUCCUAGUGUUCUCACAUUCUUUCUUCAUUCUCUAACAAUUAUACAUUUAAAUGGCAAAGAAGAGAAUAGGUUUGCAUCAAUGGAGGAGGUUUGUAUAGAAGAGAAUAGGUUUGCAUCAAUGGAGGAGGUUCUUAGAAAUAACAUUGCGUUUGGAAGCCGAAAUGAAUUGGAUGAGUCAAC